Nycticebus coucang (slow loris) is the source of this 11054-nucleotide messenger RNA. RefSeq names its product ring finger and CCCH-type domains 1 (gene RC3H1). The transcript is spliced from 20 exons. Lineage: Eukaryota; Metazoa; Chordata; Mammalia; Primates; Lorisidae. Gene Ontology annotation, molecular function: metal ion binding. The coding region runs from base 431 to 3826 and encodes 1131 amino acids. The record is from RefSeq and is a predicted model, not a curated record.
GAGGAAGAGGAAGGGGACGAGGACAACGAGCAACUGGGCGGCGGAGGGCGAGGAGGAGGAAGAGGAGGCAGACCAACAAGAUGGCCCCUGCUGCAGGAGCAGCCUCAGCAGCAGGUGGGAAGCCGGAGGCGGCGCUGCCGGUGGCGGCGGCAGCCGUGGCCCAGCGGCCUGGGACAGAGUCAGAGUCGACGGUGGCAGCGGCGGCGUCGGCAGCUGCCGUGGCGGUGGUGACGGCCGCGGGGACUCGGAGCUGAGAGGAGCUGCUGCUCGGACCAGCGCGGUUAUAUUUCACACUAUGUGCUGACUGUAUCUACAGAAGAUAUUUAAAAAAAAAAAAGAUAAACUUUUUUCAAAGAUUUUGAUUCCAGUGGAAUCUUUGCUUUAGAUUUUUUGUGUGUGUAUGUGUUAGUGAAUUGUAAUUCCAGAAGCAAUGCCUGUACAAGCUCCACAAUGGACGGAUUUCCUCUCCUGCCCAAUUUGCACUCAGACUUUCGACGAAACUAUUCGAAAGCCCAUCAGUUUGGGCUGUGGCCAUACUGUCUGCAAGAUGUGCCUAAAUAAACUCCAUCGCAAGGCUUGUCCUUUUGACCAGACCACUAUCAAUACAGACAUUGAGCUCCUCCCCGUAAACUCAGCAUUGCUGCAGUUAGUGGGUGCUCAGGUCCCUGAGCAGCAACCUAUUACUUUGUGUAGUGGAGUUGAAGACACAAAGCAUUAUGAGGAAGCCAAGAAAUGUGUAGAAGAAUUAGCAUUGUACCUGAAACCACUCAGCAGUGCUAGAGGAGUGGGUUUGAAUAGCACUACUCAGAGUGUUCUGAGUCGCCCAAUGCAGAGGAAGCUUGUGACUCUGGUCCACUGUCAACUAGUGGAAGAAGAAGGUCGGAUCCGUGCCAUGAGGGCAGCUCGCUCAUUAGGUGAACGAACAGUUACAGAGCUCAUUCUCCAGCACCAGAAUCCUCAACAACUCUCUUCCAAUCUUUGGGCAGCAGUCAGGGCUAGGGGCUGCCAGUUCCUUGGACCAGCAAUGCAGGAAGAAGCUCUAAAGCUGGUUCUACUGGCCUUAGAAGAUGGUUCUGCUUUGUCAAGAAAAGUGUUGGUUCUCUUUGUGGUGCAAAGGUUGGAGCCCCGGUUUCCUCAAGCCUCUAAAACUAGCAUUGGGCAUGUUGUUCAACUCCUUUAUAGAGCCUCCUGCUUCAAGGUCACCAAACGUGAUGAAGACUCUUCUUUGAUGCAGCUGAAAGAAGAAUUUAGAACCUAUGAAGCUCUACGGCGAGAACAUGACUCCCAGAUAGUGCAGAUUGCUAUGGAAGCAGGCUUACGAAUUGCACCAGACCAAUGGUCCUCUUUGCUUUAUGGAGACCAGUCUCACAAAUCUCACAUGCAGUCCAUUAUUGACAAGUUGCAGACCCCAGCCUCUUUUGCACAGAGUGUUCAGGAACUAACAAUUGCUCUCCAGCGGACUGGAGACCCAGCAAACUUGAACCGACUAAGACCACAUUUGGAGCUGUUAGCAAACAUUGACCCUAGUCCAGAUGCUCCUCCUCCUACGUGGGAACAGUUAGAAAAUGGACUGGCUGCUGUACGUACAGUAGUACAUGGGCUGGUUGAUUAUAUCCAGAACCAUAGCAAAAAAGGAGCAGAUCAACAGCAGCCUCCACAGCAUAGCAAAUAUAAAACGUACAUGUGUCGAGAUAUGAAGCAGAGAGGAGGAUGCCCUCGUGGGGCCAGCUGUACCUUUGCACAUUCACAGGAGGAACUGGAAAAAUUUCGUAAGAUGAACAAGCGCCUGGUUCCCAGAAGACCCCUGAGUGCCUCUUUGGGCCAGCUUAAUGAGGUGGGCCUGCCCUCAACAGCUAUCCUUCCAGAUGAAGGUACAGUGGAUCUGCCUAGUAGAAAACCUCCUGCUCUGCCAAAUGGAAUUGUAUCAGCAGGGAAUACAGUAACACAGCUUAUUCCACGAGGGACGGACCCCAGCUAUGAUUCUACUCUGAAACCAGGAAAGAUAGAUCAUCUGAGCAGUAGUGCUCCUGGAUCCCCUCCUGACUUGCUAGAAUCUGUCCCUAAGAGUAUUUCUGCCUUACCUGUGAAUCCACAUCCUGUACCUCCAAGGGGACCCACAGAGCUGCCUGCCAUGCCUGUCACCAAACCACUUCAGAUGGUCCCACGAGGUUCACAGUUAUAUCCAGCACAGCCGGCAGAUGUUUAUUAUCAGGAUCCUCGAGGAGCUGCUCCACCGUUUGAACCAGCACCUUAUCAGCAGGGUAUGUACUAUACUCCACCACCACAGUGUGUGUCCCGCUUUGUCCGACCUCCACCAUCUGCUCCUGAACCUGGUCCUCCAUACUUGGAUCAUUAUCCACCCUACCUCCAAGAUCGCGUAGUAAACUCUCAAUAUGGCACGCAGCCACAACAGUACCCCCCUAUGUACCCACCUCACUAUGAUGGCCGGCGAGUAUACCCUGCUCAGUCUUAUACGAGAGAAGAGAUAUUCCGAGAAAGCCCUAUACCCAUUGAGAUUCCACCUGCAGCAGUACCAUCUUAUGUACCAGAAUCCAGAGAAAGAUUCCAACAGAUUGAGGGUUACUAUCCAGUGGCUCCUCCUCCACCUCAGAUCCGACCUUCGUACCUCAGAGAGCCUCCUUACAGCCGGCUUCCUCCUCCCCAGCCCCAUCCUAGUCUAGAUGAACUACAUCGCCGACGAAAGGAAAUAAUGGCCCAACUGGAAGAAAGAAAGGUUAUCUCUCCCCCUCCUUUUGCACCUUCACCAACAUUGCCUCCUACCUUCCAUCAAGAGGAAUUUUUGGAUGAAGACUUGAAGGUAGCUGGGAAAUACAAAGGGAAUGAUUAUAGCCAGUAUUCUCCCUGGUCAUGUGACACCAUCGGCUCCUACAUUGGAACCAAAGACGCAAAACCAAAAGAUGUUGUGGCAGCAGGGAGUGUGGAAAUGAUGAAUGUGGAGAGUAAGGGAAUGAGAGACCAGCGAUUGGAUCUGCAGAGAAGAGCAACAGAACCCAGUGAUGAUGACCUUAUCCCGUUUGGAGACCGACCAACAGUGUCUCGGUUUGGUGCCAUCUCUCGAACUUCCAAAACAAUAUAUCAGGGCGCUGGCCCAAUGCAGGCUAUGGCACCUCAGGGAGCUCCCACAAAAUCUAUUAACAUUUCAGAUUAUAGUCCAUAUGGAACCCAUGGUAGCUGGGGAGGUUCUCCGUAUUCACCUCAUCAUAGCAUACCUUCUCAGGGACACUUCAGUGAGAGGGAGAGAAUAUCCAUGUCUGAAGUGGCCAGUCAUGGAAAACCCCUUCCAUCUGCUGAGAGGGAGCAGCUGCGACUAGAAUUACAGCAACUGAACCAUCAGAUUAGCCAGCAGAGCCAGCUGCGUGGACUAGAGGCUGUUAGUAACAGGCUGGUGUUGCAGAGGGAGGCAAACACCCUGGCAGGCCAGCCACAGCCUCCACCACCACCUCCAAAAUGGCCUGGAAUGAUCUCAAGUGAGCAGUUGAGCUUGGAACUGCACCAGGUGGAAAGAGAAAUUGGGAAGAGAACCCGGGAACUAAGUAUGGAGAACCAGUGUUCUCUGGACAUGAAAAGCAAACUGAAUACAAGUAAGCAAGCAGAGAAUGGACAACCAGAACCACAAAACAAAGUUCCAGCUGAGGACCUUACAUUGACAUUCAGUGAUGUACCAAAUGGAUCAGCCUUGACACAAGAGAAUAUCAGCCUCCUAUCAAACAAGACCAGCUCUCUGAACCUGUCGGAGGACCCCGAGGGAGGAGGAGAUAACAAUGACUCCCAGAAAUCAGGAGUUACUCCCAGUUCUGCUCCCUAAACUAUGAGGAGUUGUACUUUUAUCUUCUGCUCCUAAACAAUUUGUAGGGCCUAGGGGUAGGAAAAUGGAUAACCUCUAAACUUUUUUUCUAAGAGUGGUCAGAGAAAUCCAGGAAAUGUACCAGAGGCAAUGUGCACAAACACCACUACUAAAACAAACCCUGCACAUAGUUCACAUUAAUGCAUUUUUUUAAUUUAAAGAAAAAGAAAAUUAGCAGUAUCUGCAAGCAAUUCAGAUUAAAUUUGUUUUUGUUCUGUGAAUGAACUUUAUUUUAAUAACUUUGGACGCCUUGGAUCCAGGGCUUUAAAAAAAAAGAAGAUAUUAUAUAUACACUCUGUUUGAUUAAUUGUAUGAUCUUAAUGAAGUAGGUUUUUCUUGUAUUUUGGUAUUAUUACAUACCCAGUGUAUAAUUCCCUGCCCCCAAUCCUUUCCAACUCUCACCACCCCAUAAACUUAAAACAGACAAAAAGCAUUAGCCCUUCUGAGAAUUCUCUGGUGCUUAAGAAACAAAGAGACAACAAUAAACUGAGAUAUUAGAAAAUGUGCAGCAAACCAACUUUUCCCAGAAUUUUUUUUCUUUAUGGAUCACCAGCUUUAUGGAUAGAUAUAUUUUUCUUAGGACAUUGAAGUGUUUUUUAGGAUAGUUUUAUUUCUUAUUUUCAACUUUUCAGAGAGAUAAUUACAGACAAUUUUUGAAGUCCCCAUUUCCAUAUUAAAGAUCUUUUAUAUUCUCUUAAUGUCAUGAGAAAGCCGAUUUCUGUGUUUAAUUAGAUUUGAAGGGAGAUUAAGAAUGAACUUAAUAGCACUGAAAAUACAUGGUUGGUAUAUUGCCUGUGUUCAACCCAUGGUUGGAAAUUUGGAGCUGUGCUUUCCAAAUUAAACUUUUGCUGAAAACAGAAUGCUCAAAAACCAGGACAGUCAACCAUGUCAUAAAACUGCAAUACUUGAUUUGAAUGUAACAAUGAACAAAGCAACAUUAUUUUGAAUGGGUGUUUUUAUUUGACUCUCAAAAUCUAAAAGUAUAAAAUAGAAUCCCUCUAUACUACAGCCCCUGGUUUUAAAGAGAUUUGGCAAAUAUGAACUGCCUGACUCUGACGCAUAGUUUAUGAAUUGAUAACUUUUUGCUGCUUAAACUCAUCAGCAUAAGUAGGUAGGAAGUACCUUGGCAUCAGUUUUUGUAGACUUGGCUUUCCAAUAUUGAAAAUGUUAAUUCAUGAGAAUUUUGAAAAUAGGAAGACCUUUUUUAUUAUUUAAUUUUGCUGCACAUAUUCUGAUGCCACGUGUCUCUGCUUAACUAAGGCCCUGUAAAACAUGUUUAGUGGGGAUAAUUUUAUAUAGUUGCCUUCUCCAUCCCUCUAUUUUCUAAAUUAUUUUCAGUUUCUCUCUCUGGAUUAUACUACUAAAUCAGAAAGCACUGGUUAUGUAAUAAGUUACUGCAUUGCUUUGGUUGGGUAAAAACAAGAGUUUAUAUUUUUCUUGUUUCUUAUUUUCUUAACCCUUAACUCCUGCUGAGGUCAUAACCUCAGUCUAAGCUCUGUGUCCAUCAUACUGUUAACUGAAACAAAUGAGGGUGGGGGUGGGAAGGGUAAUACAGUCCUGCCAUUGCCUACCAGUAGGAGAGUCCAAACAGAACACUCUUUUGAGUAGCAAUUAUUUAAUUUGCCCAGUCAAGGCACCAUGUUUAUAUACUAUUUCACAUUGAAUUUGAUUAUGCCCUACAGACCUGGCUGGUCAAGGAUUUGAUAUACACAUAUUGGCUUGGGAUUCGAGCUUUCUUUUUUAUUUAAAUAAAAAUUUAUAUAUAUAUAUUAUAUAUAUACAUAUAUACAUAGCUAUAUCUGUAUAUAUAUUGGGUAUGUUUUAAGGAUUUUUUCGCAUGAGCGCAGCUGUUGCGAUAAAAUGACUGAUUGGGAGGUGGAAGCACUGAAUGAAAGUGAGGCAUUUUUUCAGUUGAUAUGUACAUUUUCCUUUUUUCUAAAUAUGUUUUUGGGGUUUUUUUAAUUGCUUAUGGUUUUUUGUUUUGUUUUUUUUUUACUUUUGCUUAAAACCCUCCUACAUUUAUGCUUUAAAUUCUUAUUGUUUAUUGGGAGAAGGAAAGAAACUUUUGUAUGUUUGGCAGAGUCCCAAGAUUUUUUAUUUCUCUGCUUAACAAUAAAAGGCAAUAUUGUUAGCCUCCAACCUUCUGUAGGCAGAUUUGGGCAGAUCUUACUUUUUUGGAUGUGUCGCAUAAUUCUUAAAUGUUGGAAGCACUUUGGAACUCAGAAUGAUUGACUUUGUUGAUGUUUAGUAUGAAAGUGAAGUUUCAUUUUGGGUAUCUAUUGAUGAAACCCCUAAUAUCCAUUUUUGUUACUCUUGUUCAUAUUCUACCUUCAGGUACACUCAUUCUUGCUUGCACCAUUUUGAUUUUGUGAGAUAGAGCAGAACAGGGAUUAAUUCUUGUAGUAUUACUUUUCUGAACAAAACCAGAAAAGCCACUGUGUAGAUGUCUUUCUCUUUUUAUGCAUUUUCUUUUGGGGGGGGGGGAGGAAUAUCCCUUAAAUUGUAUCCUGAAUUCUAGUUGUAUUCCUGCAUGGGCCCACACUAUAGAUGGAAACCUGGUUGGAUAGAAGGGCAGAAGAAUGUUACAUUGUCCCAAUGUGCCUAUAAUUUAUCUAUUUUAAAUUGGUCAUUCUGCCUUACCUAAUGGAAAUUUUUGCAGUUUUCCUAGUGUUCACCAAUGGGUUUAAGAAUUUGCUAAAACCCCCGAACUAUUUUUUUUUUCUUUUUCUCCCUUAUAUGAUCAGCCUGUAAGAGUAAACAGCCUAUUUGGCAUAACUAUUUGACUCUUUAAUUGUCUUUCUUCUUUUUUUUUUAAUCAAAAUCUGAAAGGUAGUGAUUUUUUCCUGCUUUUUAAAUUUUGUUUCCUUAGUGACAGUUAAGAGAUGAAACCAAUAAAAUAGAAAAUAUUGUUUCUAUGCUUUCUACUUAUUAAAAUGUUAAUUUCUUCUGAGGAUGACUUUGUUUUUCACUGAAUUCAAAAGCAAGAAUUAGAUAUCUCAGAUGAACAUAAACACUUUUGAAAGAGUUAAGGUAGAAGUAAUAAGCAUUGUGUUUACUCUUAUUUAAAUAACAGGCCAGGAUUUUAUCAUAGGGAGGAUUUUAAGUACUUUGACUUAUUCUUUGCUCAAGAGGUCUCUAGAAAAAGGUGGAAGAACUGAAAAUAAGGCAUCUAGAUUUAGUUUCCUGUUUUACAUGUAGUUCUUUUGUUUAAUUUAUAGAUACUAUCACAAAAUAAGUCUAUUAGCUGUUCUUAUAUAAUUUACAGAGACUGAAGUGACCAAAGAUCUACUUCUUACCACUUUUCCAAUUAAAGGAAAAAUUAGUUAUAGCAUAGGUUUCUAAUAAUAAUAGUCAACUAAUAAUAGACACUAUUCCUAAUGCCAACUACAAAUAUUCAGCUACUCAGAAUGUAUAAAAAUCUGCUUGAUACAGCAUUAAUGUGAGGUGAUUCCCUUCUCCCAUCUUAUUUCCCUUCCCUUCUCCUAUUCUUUCCCAUGUAUUUACUUUUUUUGCCUAAAAGACAGAAAAUCAGUAUGAUUUCUCGUCUGCUACUUUGAUUAUAUAACUCCAUCAGACUUUCCAUAGGUCUUCAGAUUUUAAGCUCAAAGUUUAAUCAUAAGUUUUUCCAUGAAUGUCUUUUUUUUUUCUUGGCCCUUUUUCAUCCUACGGUUCCCCCUUGACUUACCCACUGCCUUCCCCAAUCUGCAACAGUGACAGUUUGCUGCCUCAAAACAGAGCAUUCAAAUGAAUUCGCUUAGCCAAUAACUUCUGUGAAGUUGCCUUUUCUAAUGGUGUUAUUACUCAGUGAUGCACAAAUGUGGUAUUUGCCCUACUGGUAGGCAAACAAAGGUCUGGUUAAGAAUGAUAACCUGCUGUUUUCUUUAAAGGAGAGCCAAAGACUUGUGCUUUACUCUGUUUUGGUUUGGGGGGAAGUUGUAGCCAUUUUGAUUGUGAACUUUGUAGUAUUUGUGAGUUGAUUGUACUGUGUAAGUAGAUACAUCUAAAGUUAACUAUUAAAGUUAGCUAGCCUUAUAAAAUGUAAAAGUAAUGGAAAUCCAUCAGUUUCUCUAAACCAGUGAAUUUCAUCUUUUCUAAUACUGUGUAUAAACAUUUGUUCCCUCACCCCUUGCUUUUUUUGAGAUUACCUUGUUGUGAUACAUCUUCUGUGUUUUUAUGGGAUUUUUUUUCCCGUUGUGCCUAAAGGACAAUCAGCCAUCUCUGUGAUCAAGUCAUGAGUCUGGAUAAAAGAAUUCAUGAGCACAUGACUGGUGAGACAUAAUUAACGGUAGUCAGUACAUGUUCAGAUGAUGUUAACUUUCAGAGAAAAAUGUUCCUUUCACUAAAGAAGUAUUCAGUCAAUGGUACUUAUAUACAAAUGGUGGUGGAGAGCAGUCUUACCAUCAUCUCCGUGUUGAAAAACACCUGUAAUGAUUUACAGUUCAUUAAAAGGAAUGGCCCAAUUUUUAGGAGAAAUUCAUAACCUGCUUGGAAAUUAACUGCAGAUUUGGUGAUACAUGGUUAAAGUGUUGCAAAGUGAUCUCUUUCUGAAAAAUUUGCUCAUCCUUCUUUUAAAAAUUGGAUAGAACUACUAAAUUAAAGCAAAUUUUACUUUCCUUGUUAAGGAUUGAACAAGCAAGCAGUCUGCCCCAGUCAAAUCAUUUUACCUGAGUACCCCUUUUGCUGAUCCACACUCAUACCCUUCUACCUUUGACAGCUAUGAUUUUUAUAUUUAUUGCUUCAGCUCAGCUUUAUGAAAUUUUCCUGCUGAAAUAACUUAAUGAGAGUUGUAGGUGGAUUGCAGUUAAUAUUUUUAAAAUUUCUCAAUUCAGCUUGUAUGAGCCACUUCAAAAAGAAAGCUGUUUUUUGGUCAAAAGGUACAAUUAAUUUUAGUAAAUACAACUGAAGAUUUGGAUUUUAAAGGUGUUAUUUCUGAUUGCUAAAGAAGUUUUCACAAGUAAUAGAUUCUAAUUGAUAAGAAAUACUAGCUAUACUAUUAAUAAAGAAUAAGAAACUGCUACCACCAGGAAUAAAUAACACCUUUUAAUAACAAGUGUGUUUUAAUACUGCACUGAACAAGUGGGUAAAGAGUCUGUCGAAGUCCUGUUGUGAUAAAGGAACUUAACCUCACCACUGGAAUCCUUGUUUUCAGGGCCUCUGGAUUUUCAGCCAAACACUGAAUUUCCCCUAAAUUUCAUCCCUGUGCAAAAACAUCCUUAGAGUAAUAACCUUUAUUUUCACCAGAAAAUAAGGCAUAAUAACCCAAGGGGGGAAACUUAAACCUGAAGACAAUAUUAUGUCCAAAAAUGUGUAUUUAGGAAAAUAAAAUCCUGUGGAGUUUGUUGUCCUAAUGUAUAUUGUAUAACUAGAUUAGGUGAUUUCUUUUCUUAUAUUAAGUUCUCAGUCUUUCUGCUUGGUUUUUGUUUGUUUUUGUUUUUUUACUCUAAGCAGACAGAGCUCACAAGUCUUUGGCAUCCAUUUGGGUUAUACACUCAGAGUCAUCUUAUAACUGGAAACUGUCAAGUGGUCCCCCACCUCAGGGAGUAUAUGAAAGGGUCAAGAAAAGGACAGAAACAAACUACUGGGUGGAUAAUUUGUUGCCUGAUUUUUUUUUUUUUUGUCUCAUGGUUUUAAAUGGCCAUUUCUUAGUGUCAUUUCUCUCCAUUGAUUGGCUGCCAUUCCCACAGUAAUACCUGAAUUACUCUGUAAAUUUCUGACUUAGGGGCAUUCAGAGCUUUUGCUUACCAUUUUUACAUCCUCUGUUCAACUAAGACACUGUCCUGAGAGUUAGUUUUUCCAAAUGUAUUGUUGCCUGAAUUUUCAUACUUUCCCCCUUUCAUCCUGAAGGGAACUUGAAGAGUUUUCAGUUUUAUUCAUUGGUCCAUGGACCUCAUUGUCUUAUUUGUGAUGAAUCUAUGACUUUUUGGAAAAAGAGCAAUGGAAAAAGUGAAUGAAGGCAAUGAGCGAAACCUUCCUUCCACUUCAGCGUUUUCCAGUUGUGAGGUCCCUCUGUGUGUGUGUGUGUGGCCUCUCCCCAUGUCGUCCCUGCCGUCCCUUCUCCCUGACCAUGGUCCGUUUGGUCUUUAGGCUCAUACCAGUCUCCCGAGACAUUCUGCAGUCAUUAUCACCUUUUUGGGUGGAUUUUAUUUUGGCUUUUUUGUUUUUGGUUGGUUCGUUGGUUGUUUUUAAAUAACUUUUUAACAUUGACGCAUAUUUGCUUGGGAUAGAGCUUACGUACUUUACCAAUCGUAUUGAUUGUAUGUGAUUGUGCCCUGCAGAGGUAUAUUUAACAAAACAAAAAUAAUCUAGGUUAAUAAAGGAGCCAUGAGAUUUGAGUCAGAUUUUAAGUGACUUUAUGAAAUCACUUACAGUUUUGGAUAGUGAGGAUUUGUAUCUUCUGUUCUUAUAAAUCAGUGCUAGACAGAAUACCAUUUUUUAAAAAGUUGUCUUGCAUUUCUGUUUUUUUAAUUGCCCCUGCUCCCUAUUCUUUCUUGCCUGCCUCUACUCACCCAUUUUGAAAUGAAAUAUAUUCAGCCUUAAAGUUACAUCUGAUUUUUAAAUUGCUGAAUUUUGUGAAAUUUUACUUUCCUUGUGAAGGAAAAAGUGAAGACAAAUACAGAUAAUGGGUUGGAAUUUCACAAGCUGUGAAUAAUUCCCUUGGAUCUGACAAACUGUGAAAUCUUAUUUGAAGUCUUUAUCUCUUGACAGUUCUUUUGGAAUAGGAAAAAGAACCCUCUUUGAAAUGGACUGUUCUCCUCUUGUUUUUAAUCUGUUUAAUACUUCCAAUUUUUAAAAAACCUUCAAAGGUAGUGAGGUGGAAAAAGAGAAAGAAUAGUAAAAAGGUGAUUAGGGCAACAGGAUUCUGGAUCUGAAUAGUACAUCUUCCACUGGUUGCAGGUUUUUGAGAUUAGGACCAUGUUUUUCAAUUUUGUAUUAUUUGUGUGCAUGUUGUUUAUAUCAAAUAUGCCACAUUUUGUUAAAACGCUGUUCCCUUUCUUUAUUACCUUGGAAACUGACUCAGCCUCAUGUUGCUCCUAAUUAGUGUUUAAGUCUCCCAUAAGUUGCAGAUAAAAGGAUUUAUUUUAACAAGUAGAAGGAGGUGAUUCACCUUUUGGAUUGUAAAUAUAUGAAAGUGUCUACAAGGUCUUUAUCUGCUUUCUGUCAGCAUUUAUAUUAAAUGAUAAAUUAAUGA